Messenger RNA from Scleropages formosus (Asian bonytongue), 2768 nucleotides. RefSeq names its product septin-2. The transcript has 13 exons. Bases 159 to 1208 code for a protein of 349 amino acids. The record is from RefSeq and is a predicted model, not a curated record. Lineage: Eukaryota; Metazoa; Chordata; Actinopteri; Osteoglossiformes; Osteoglossidae. Gene Ontology annotation, molecular function: GTP binding. Gene Ontology annotation, biological process: cell division.
ACUGGCAUUAUGGGAUAAGGGCGGAAUGUAGUGGGGAAGUUCCGGAUUCCCUAGAGUGGCCUCGAGCGGACAGACGCAAAGAAAGAGUUCCUAAAUUAAUAAGUUAACGUUUAUUUACGUGCAGUACCCAGAGGUUUUGGCUCCUGACGACCGUGGAGAUGUCUCAGCCUGCAGAAAAAGGGAAGUUUCCUGAAGCCGCGGGAUACGUGGGCUUUGCAAACCUGCCCAACCAAGUUCACCGGAAGUCAGUGAAAAAGGGCUUUGAAUUCACACUGAUGGUUGUAGGGGAGUCUGGUUUAGGCAAGUCCACCCUCAUUAACAGCCUGUUCCUGACAGACCUUUACCCAGAGCGCUACAUUCCUGGAGCUGCAGAGAAAAUUGAGCGGACGGUACAGAUCGAAGCAUCCACAGUGGAAAUUGAAGAGCGGGGUGUCAAGCUGCGCCUUACCGUGGUGGAUACUCCUGGAUAUGGUGAUGCCAUCAACAGCCAGGACUGCUUUAAGACCAUCAUCCAGUACAUUGACAAUCAGUUUGAGCGCUACCUGCACGAUGAGAGCGGCCUGAACCGGAGACACAUCGUGGACAACCGAGUGCACUGCUGCUUCUACUUCAUCUCACCCUUUGGACAUGGGUUGAAACCCCUGGAUGUAGAGUUCAUGAAGGCCAUCCACAGUAAAGUGAACAUUGUCCCAGUCAUCGCUAAGGCAGACACGUUGACGCUGAAGGAGCGUGAUCGUCUCAAGAGGAGGAUCUUGGAUGAAAUAGCAGAGCAUGGAAUUCGCAUCUACCAACUCCCAGAUGCUGAUUCAGAUGAAGAUGAGGAGUUCAAAGAGCAGACACGGGUGCUGAAGGCCAGCAUCCCCUUUGCGGUGAUCGGCUCCAACCAGCUGAUUGAGGUGAAAGGGAAGAAGAUCCGGGGCCGACUGUAUCCCUGGGGUGUGGUAGAGGUGGAGAACCCCGAGCACAAUGACUUCCUCAAGCUGCGCACUAUGCUUGUCACCCACAUGCAGGACCUGCAGGAGGUCACCCAGGACCUGCACUAUGAGAACUUCCGCUCAGAGAGGCUGAAGAGAGCAGGCAGGGCUGUGGAGGAAGAUGUGGUGGACAAAGAUCAGAUCCUCAUGCAGAAGGAGGCUGAGCUGCGACGCAUGCAAGAGAUGAUUGCGCAGAUGCAGGCACAGAUGAGGAUGAAACCAGGAGAUGACUGAGGUGUGACUGGUACUAAAUACCCCCUACGAGCACUAACAGAUUUACUACGACCUACAUCAUCAUCAUCCUGCUUCCCUGUAACUGACAGGGUCCUGCAGCCCAUCUGAUGCCUUAACUCUGUGGCGUCUCGCAACGACCACUGUCUCUUCUGCCUUACAUCCCCUAAAGCAACUCCCCUCCAGACAUUUGUAGGUUUUUUGCCUUUCUCCAUUCUGGUUCUCUUCUGUACCAUCACAUCAUUCAUGAUGCUUGCUACAGUAUUGGGCCUGGACUUCUUACGAUGCCUUUUAAACCACUGAAAAGUAAAGCAAUGGUAAAACACUGAGAAGAGAAAUUCCAUAUUUGGGUAGUUUUUCUUCAUUAGGUUACUGUGUCUCCUGGCUUAAGAAGAUUUGGUCAAACAGAAAAUGAGUGUAACUUUUUAAAAAAUUCUUUAAUUUGAUAAUCAUUCAUUUGGGGACUCGGUAGAUGGCAGAUUUUUCUUAUGGUACCAAUGUAAAUACAUCGUUGCCUGUUAUAUCCUGUCCUUUGCUGACACCCAUGUGAUAAUCUCUGUGUGAAUUGGGCAUCUUCAGAAAAUCAUGAUAAUGUUUUACUGUCCGUGAUUCCUGGGAAAAAUGUUUAACAUCCUACAAGGCUACUGCUGCGGCCCUGAUCAGGACAAGCGCGUAACGAAAGGGAAUCUACGUAUAUGUAGUUUUUCUUCCCCCCCUCUCAUGUUCCAUUGCCUUUGACUUUCCUUCCAACUGAGAUGAAUUCCACGUUGAUGUUUCUGAUUAAAAAUGUCAAGAUUAUUGAUCAUUACAACCGUAAAUAUUGUGCUGUCCAUUUCAAGAAGAUCCAUCUGUGAUCACUUGUGUGUUGUGGAGUCAUUGCUCCAGUCUGGAAAGUGGGCUGUUUAAUUGUUAAAUAAUUGCUUGAGUCCUCAUUAUUAGGGAGAACUCGCACAGUUCCUUCCUGAAAACAGAAAUGGCUCUACAUUUCCAUAUAGUACAUGUCCAUGACCAUAUUUUUAGCCCUUUGUCAGUGAAUUGUUGCAUCUGUUUGAUACCUGUGUGCAUCACUGCUGGUGGUGGUAGUGGGGUUCUGAUAGUUGGCCACAAUGUAAUUUUAUGGUCAGUAUAUGCAUUUAACAUUUGUGAAGAAUGUUUGUUCUGAAAUAUUUAGAAAUGGAUGUGUGUCCUAAUAUCUGUGCCCUUUUUUCUGUUUUGAUGCUUGUCUGUUGGAUCAUAAGGUUCUAGGUACAUGUUUGUCAAAUAAUUUGCUGACCAAUGUUCCUAAUGUCCAUUGACACUAUUUGAUGAUAGCUUCAGGUACUUUUUUUUUUUAUUAAACAUUUUAAGUGCCCUAACAGGUUGAAACAAAGUUCUUCUUAAACAGAAUCCUGUAAGGUCUUCGUCAUUACUGUAUUUGAACAUGAGCUGUUGUGAAAUAUCACUCUUGGGUACCAAUAAUGUCACCUUUGUCAUGGUCCCGUAGAGUGAUGUUCCUCUGAAUUUCCCCAAAUUAGCACAUUACUUUUGCCCUGUUAUCCCUUCCAACAUAUUGAGAGUAUUUGU